CCUGUUCCCUCGUUCCACCGCCCCUCCGCCGCACAACGCUCGCCGCCAGCUCGCCGCCACGCACGUCGAGCAUGCGCGCCGCCGGCCACGCCAACACGACCCGGGCCCUCGCUGCACCGCGCCCGCGCCAAGGGGACAACACACAGCACUCAUGGAGCUAGCCAGAGACGACAGCAUUCCGGACCGGCCGCAUUGCUGCUGCGGCAGCAGCGACUGCCCCUUCCUCCAGCACAACGAAUCGCUGGUCGAGGGGCUCGAGCGGAAUGUCAACAGAGCUGCCGUGCUGGGCCAGGCUCUCCUCUCCCGCCACGAAGCCUACGUUGCCGACUCGGAGCGCGAGCGCAAACACAUGCUCAGCACCAUCGAAGGCCUCGAGAAGGACAAGGUCGAGCUCGAAGAGAAGAACGCCCAGGCCAUCAAGGCGAACCGCCAGCUCCUGGACCGCCUGGAGGAGCUCAACAAUGCUGUCGCCAGCUCCGACGCCCAGAUCAAGGCCCUCAGCGACACGCUGCAUUCGACCGAGGAGGAGCUCCAGCGCCUGAGCUCUCUCGCCGCCCGCACCCAGAUGCUCGAAGCCCAGCUGCUCGACCUGGAGAGGGAGCAGAUGCAGACGCAAACGAGCCUCGAACUCAAACUCUCCGACGAGAAGACGGCCAUACAGCGAUGGAAGCGAGCAGAGAGAGUCAUUGCAGAUCUCCAGGACCAGAUCGACCGCAUCGAAAAGGAGUCGCGUGAGGAGCGUGAGCGCCACGUCGAGAUUGUAGCGCGCAUGGAGCGCCGCAUGGCCGUGGACGGCGAGCUGGCAACCGCAGCGGGGAGGUUGAAGGCGAAAGCUGGCGUCGACAAGAGCGGCACCAAUGUCGUGUCGCACUUCGUCAAGGACAUUCUCCUGGACAAUGUGAAUCUGCAGCAUGGCAUCGUCGAGCUCCGCGAGAUGCUCGACAACUCGAAUAAAGAGGUGGAGCGUCUUCGAGAGUACCUGGGCGCUCAUCAACCCGUGUCCCCCACCGAAAGCCCCACCGAGCUCGCCACGCCGCAAGCUGCCACGCCGAAUUUGCAAAAGGAACUGGCAGGAGAAACCGUCUACAACCAGGAGCUGCAUAUUCAUCACCACUACAGCCAACCCAUUGCAAAGACUCCGUCAAAGCCUCCCGCUCGCCGCCCUCGAAAGAAGCGCUUCAGUCUUACACCGGGACAUUUUACGCCUCCUAUGCAAGCAGAUCCCGCGACCCAGACCACUAUACUAACUCAAACGGCCGUCACUGUACCCAAUACCAAUCGCUGGUCCAACGCAACGACCCUCGCACCCUCGCUUCCCAGCUCACCUCUGUCCGCAUCACACCGCGGCUCUAUCUACGAUCGCGUCUUCAGUGACGCUAAUUACGACUCUUCGCGUCCGACGAGUCCUUCCGACUCAAUCGACCUCCAGUCACCUAAUUUUGGACCGAAAUCAUACUUUAUUGGCGACAUCAGUCAGCACAACCGCAAAAAGUCACAGUCGCUUAAACCUCCAAGCCUAGCAACCAUCAGGAGCGUCAGUACGCCUGUAUCGAUAACAGCGAAAAGUAGCCCUGCGUCUGCGGUCGUGUCUGGCAUUAGUCCCGCUGGUUCUCUCGCCAACGACGAAUUCGUCCUCUCGCCUUCUCUGCAAGCGCAGCCUACUAUCCCAGAGGAAGGCGAGGACUCUAACGUUGACAGCAACGCAACUCCUGAGAACCUUGUCUCACCGCCUCCCAACGCUCGUAUCGACGAUGAAGAACUUGGCGAUCUGAUUUCACCUUUGGCGCAGUCACGCCCAACCCUCCGCCGGGCCGUAUCACACGAAUCCUUGAUUUCGAUAUCCGGAAUGGACAUUCAUACGCUGCAAUUGCGGCCAUCCCAGUUACUCUUGUCAGCCUCUCCUCGCUUUGCUACGCCAGGAGGCACAGACAGCCUGAACCCUGAGCUUACGCCAUGGACCGCUACAGCGACUGCGCGGAUGAGCCGCCGUGACCUCGACUCCAGCGCAUACAAUCGAUCGCUUCUAUAUUCCAGCACACCCCGUGCUCCAAGUGCAGCCUAUCGAAUUCCCUCAGCCGGUGGUUUGGGCAAGAAAGUUGGCGGUUGGGUUCUCGGAAGGUGGGGUACCACGCCGGCUUCACCGUCCGCAACUUCUUCACCACGGCCUGACUCUAGUAAGAGCGCGGAGACCCAGUCCAGUACCGAUACGGUGAAGAAAGAUCUCGGUGUGAAGAAGAAAGAGGUCAAGAAAGAAGUGCGUCUGAGGGCGCCAGGCGUGAAUCAAGACGGACCUAUCUGGGGUUUCUUCGAUAUCAAGGAGACACCUACAAAGGUUGUGGUCGAGGAGUACGACGCGGAAGCGCUCGGAGAAGCGCUCGGGGAAGCGCUUGCAGAUGGCUAGUCGUUGUCGUGUUCUGCAGCGUGUCUGUCACCCGUGCGUAACGAUCGUUAAUCAUUACAUCUCCUAUUCGUCUUUUGGUUUCGCAUGAAGGUGUAACAAAUAGAGCAGCGAAGUGGGGUGUAUGUGUUUUGCAUCGCGUGGCGUUUUAUACCUGAUCUUGAGAGGACCCCUACGGUCGAUUAACUGAGGGUGCAAGUAGUUUGGCUCUCUGGAAGUUAGAUGGAUAACCAGCACAUAUACAACAUAAUUCCCUAGUAUCAAUAAUGG
This is a messenger RNA of Paraphaeosphaeria sporulosa, 2668 nucleotides long. RefSeq lists its product as uncharacterized. The record is from RefSeq and is a predicted model, not a curated record. The transcript has 2 exons. Bases 152 to 2401 code for a protein of 749 amino acids. Lineage: Eukaryota; Fungi; Ascomycota; Dothideomycetes; Pleosporales; Didymosphaeriaceae.